Molecule: messenger RNA, 1186 nt
Organism: Arabidopsis lyrata subsp. lyrata
Lineage: Eukaryota; Viridiplantae; Streptophyta; Magnoliopsida; Brassicales; Brassicaceae
Exons: 1
Coding region: 151-693 (180 amino acids)
Biological process (GO): proteasome-mediated ubiquitin-dependent protein catabolic process
Cellular component (GO): nucleoplasm; cytosol
Molecular function (GO): polyubiquitin modification-dependent protein binding; proteasome binding; ubiquitin binding
Source: RefSeq, a predicted model, not a curated record
CGUUGGAUCAUACUGGUAAAAGGAACUAACGACGGUUAAGAUUCAUUGACUUAAACCCCAAGUUAUGUGACAUUUUUCUCUCUCCCUCUCUCUAUUCACUUUCUUCUUCAUCAAUCUCUCCAUUGAUCUUGAAACACCACUGAUAGAAUUAUGGAUGUGUACUUUGAAACUCAGACGAGCACAAAGUUUUACAUUGAAUUAGGUUACUGGGACACAGUGUUGGAGAUCAAAAAGAAGAUCGAGAAGUAUCAACGUAUCUCUGUUCCCAGACAAACCCUUUUCUUCCGAUGCAAGGUUCUUGAAGACGAUCUUGAUAUCGAACAAUGCAAGAUUCUCCAAGACUCUCGAGUCCUACUCUUCGUCUCUCCGGACCCUUGUGACCCUAAUGACGGCAACGAUCAAGUUCUUCAAACGGAGGAAUCUCCUAUACCGUCAAACUCAAUCGGAGAUCUCAUUUACGGUGAGGAUUUGCCUUUGACAACUGAAGUUGUCUUGAAAAUUCGACCUUUUUGCCCUGUUGAAACCGGUGAAAUCAUUUACGUUCAAGAUUCGCCGGUGAGAAACAACGAUCAAGCUCCACCGUCAGACGCAGCAAAACAGAUCAUCAACGGUCAUCAAGAUUCGACUGUGACGGCUCAUCAAGAACUUCAAACCAAGCAAUCUCCACCGUCAGACUCGGUUAGAGAUCAUUAACAUUCAAGAUUCGUCUGUGAAGGUGAGCAAAAACAUGAAGAAGAUAGUAGUAACAAUACUGGUGAUGCCGAAUUCCGCUGAGAUUAGUCUUUCUUGAAGCUUUUAUUAGUCUUUUCUUAUAGCUUUUUGUUUUUCUUGAAGUUUCUUGCUUUGUUCCAAGUUUUCUUUAGGUUUCUGUAUAUAUUCUAUGACAUGUAAUUACCAAUAAAGAUUUGUUAGCUGGAACUUGUUGUUAUUGAAUAGUUUUAAGUUCUCUGCAUUCUCCAAAAAACAUUUCCGAUCGGAUGGUCUAUAUCAUAUUCUUCACAGAAGGAAAAUAGCACAUCGCCACAUCAAUGACAUCAUAUCAAACAACACAACCAAUAUGACUUAAAAGGUUAUUAGAAAUCUAGUAAAGAUCGAAAGGAGUUUCGUUGAAUGAAUCUCCCAAUUUCGGAUUGAACGAGAAAUUCUUUCUGAUCUAAUUAAUCACCAGUAGAUAAUUUUUAUCUAU